UCCAUCAUUUGAAUUUGAAUCGGCAGAAAAUAUAUUACGAGAGAAACAUGAUAAUGUUCAAGCUGUGGGCACUCCUUCUUGCCUAUGCAUUGCUCAUUUGUCAGACGUACGUCUCAGAGGCAGCUCCAACUAGAAGCAGUAAGGAAUCCAUGUCAGAUGGAGGCACAUUAUCAAAUGAUGAUGCUCAAAGGUUGCUCAGAGCUAUGAAAGAGUUCAUGCAGAUAACCUCAGAGGAGCAAGCCCAGCAAACAGCUGACGGGAACAGCAAUGCAACAGCACAAAAGCGGGCAUGCAACACAGCCACCUGUGUAACCCACCGCCUAGCAGACUAUUUGAGUCGGUCAGGGGGACUGGGAUACAGCAACUUUGUUCCCACCAACGUUGGUGCCCAGGCAUUUGGCAGACGGAAGCGGCAAAGCCCUGUGUAAGGCCACUGCCAGAUACAUGGACAAAGUCCCUCUUUCCUUGAAUGACAUCAACUGCAACAUCAUCCAUCCACUUAAGCACUUUGGAAUGAGUGCCACUUAUUAAAAUAUCCUUCAUAAACACUGACUGAUGUCUUGUUUUCAAACUAGCAUACAGUUCCUUAGCAUUCAUUGUUAGUCUGUGCUUAAAACCAGAGAAAUAAACAGAAUCACAGAAAGGUAAAGGCUGUCUCGGCCCGAGGCAGAAAGAAAUCCACU
Molecule: messenger RNA, 683 nt
Organism: Archocentrus centrarchus (flier cichlid)
Lineage: Eukaryota; Metazoa; Chordata; Actinopteri; Cichliformes; Cichlidae
Gene: calca
Product: calcitonin/calcitonin-related polypeptide, alpha
Exons: 5
Coding region: 48-428 (126 amino acids)
Biological process (GO): regulation of cytosolic calcium ion concentration; adenylate cyclase-activating G protein-coupled receptor signaling pathway
Cellular component (GO): extracellular region
Molecular function (GO): hormone activity; calcitonin receptor binding
Source: RefSeq, a predicted model, not a curated record